This is a messenger RNA of Pseudopodoces humilis (Tibetan ground-tit), 366 nucleotides long. NCBI's taxonomy places the organism in Eukaryota, Metazoa, Chordata, Aves, Passeriformes, Paridae. The record is from RefSeq and is a predicted model, not a curated record.
AUGAAAACAUUUAAACCCAAAUGUAAUUGUAAAGAGAAGUAUUUGGGAGCAGAGUUACAUCUGCCGCUCACAGCUCAGCUAUUAUUUCCAGCAGCCAACGCAGAGCAGGCAGCAGGUACCCCCAGGGUCGGGGCAGCUGUGCCACGUUUUGGAGCAGAGCAGCUCCGACCUCCCUCAUCCGCAGCUGGUCUGAAGACAGAUGGACAUCAACUUAUUCUGGAAGUGGUGACAGGCUGGAAUGCUGUAGACCUGGAGGUCAACAGGGAGAUUGUAUUUCAUUGCAACAUCCAUGACCUGGAUUUUGAGGGUGAUGGCAAGCUGGAUCCACUUUGUGAAGAAGCCAGAAAAGCAGUGUUAAAUGCUUAA